Temnothorax curvispinosus is the source of this 2511-nucleotide messenger RNA. It is a transcript of the gene Trp1, whose product is annotated as translocation protein SEC62. Gene Ontology annotation, biological process: post-translational protein targeting to membrane, translocation. Gene Ontology annotation, cellular component: endoplasmic reticulum membrane; endoplasmic reticulum. NCBI's taxonomy places the organism in Eukaryota, Metazoa, Arthropoda, Insecta, Hymenoptera, Formicidae. Bases 558 to 1652 code for a protein of 364 amino acids. The transcript has 5 exons. The record is from RefSeq and is a predicted model, not a curated record.
UAAAAACAAUAACUUGAUAGGUGAUUGUAGGUGACAAAUAUUCGAUCGGGACGACCAAAAACAUCGACAUCAUCGGUUCUCGCAGUUACCCUCCCCGAUGGUCCAUAUUCAAGUUCUGGUUGCUAAUCGCGUCAUCAGUUCCACGACCUUUCUAGAAGCUUCCCAGAUGUGCCACUGAGCUUCUCGAGACCGGCGCUACUGUACUGCUAUUUUCCCAGUUUGCGAAUCGGAAUAAACACCAGGUGGUGUCCCGUGUCCCGAAAGGAACGAGUAUCCGGAGUCCGGAGUACAUACAUACCUAUCUCAGGCUAUCUCCGUAGAAGCGGGCGAAGGAAGGAAAGGAGAAGGGAGGAGGUGGAGUGGAGGAGGGAGCAGCAAACGUGGACGGCGUCGAGGGGAUCGUUUCCGCGUGCCACCCACGGUGCUCGCUUCGGGGUACAGGCGUCCGCGGUGUUCGCAUAUGCCAGUUCGCAGCAGCAGUAGCAGCAGCUUCGGCGGCCGGCAGAGCGUGAGGCAGCGGAUCUCUGUGCGCGCAAGCGUGACACGGGAUUUACAGCAUGGCGGAGCGCAGGAAAAGCAGGAAGCGCAAAGAUGAAGUAGCCGGUUUGGAUACUAAGGUCGCCCAGGACAAACCGUCCAAGAAGGAGUACGCGGUAGCCAAGUGGAUCCGCAACAAUGUACCGUCGAAGAAGACCAAGUUCGAUAGGACCCACAUCGUCGAAUACUUCACUGGAUCGCGCGCGAUUGACGCUCUACUGGAAAACUCACCAUGGAGCACGGUGUUCGAGAACCGCGAGCAGGUCUCCCAGUUCUUGGACCUGAUGCUCAGGCACAAGUUCUUUCACCGGGCCAAGAAGGUGGUGAUUUCGGAGGAGGAACUUAACAAAAUGCGGGGCAUUAAGAAGAAGACUAAGGAUACGAAAGAGGACAAGAAAGCCACGGAUAAAGAGGACACUAAGGAGAGCAAAGACACGGGAGUGGUGAAGGAGGAGAAAGGCGAAGAGAAAAGCGACGAACGGAAGGAGCACAAGAAAAAGCCAAAAGUAAGACUAGAAAUGCACAUGGAACAGUACUUUGUGGAUUGUAACGAUGCGUACGUGUGGAUAUACGAACCGAUUCCUGUGUAUUACUGGUUCUUCGGCACGCUCGUAGUCUUAGGCGCGAUAGGAGUCUGUCUCUUCCCGCUGUGGCCCUUAACCAUUCGUCAUGGAGUUUACUAUCUAAGCGUCGCGGCUGCGGGAUUUCUCGUAUUUAUAUUAGCACUGGCUAUUAUUAGAAUGAUCGUGUUCUGUCUUCUGUGGGUACCCACGUUGGGUAGAUGUCAUUUAUGGCUGCUGCCUAAUCUGACAGCAGAUGUUGGCUUCUUCGCGUCCUUCUGGCCAUUAUAUCAAUAUGAAUAUUAUGGUCCCACGUCGGACGGCGACAAGAAAGCGAACAAAAAGAAAAGAAGGAAAGAAAAGGAUUCUGACUCCGAGGAUGCGCCACUACUUCAAGAAGAGAAACCUGUAGCGACGGAGGCAUCUAACGAAGAGUUAUCUUUGCCUAGCGAAGAGAGGAAAACUUCGUCCGAUUCAGCCGAAGGAGAGGAUGGCAGUGAGGAAGGCUCGGAGAGCGAGAAGUCUAAUACGAGUCGAGAUUUUGUUAUGCUUUAAAACGUGCGCGCGCGCGUGAGAACCAGGCAGUAGAUAGCUUCAUGUUUGCUGGGACAAACAGCUAUAUUAAUUGUCACAUUAAUCAUCACUGAAAUCGAUAUACAUAUGCUUGCGGUGCGUUAAUCCGAGCGUCGAAUUCGACGCACGAAUCUAGCAAACCGAUCGUAGCGAAUUCUCCACAUCUAUUGCAUUUAAGGGUACGCGCGUUCAUGAACGAGUGGGAAAAUCGCUUUGUGACUUUUUUGCAUGGAGAGAAUUUUCCGUAACUGGCGUGAAUGUAAAGUAUUGUCUCUAAAAAGCGUAAGCGUGAUAUAAGGCAUAUUUUAUUCUAUACAUACAUAGAUAUCUAUACAAACAUAUAUGUGUAAUAUGAGGAAAUCGUAUUAGACGUAAUUUCGUUAUCAGUUUCCGUUGAAUAAAUUGUGGGUACUGUUCGAAGUCUUCAAAUCUCUCAAUGCGAUCAAUGUCUACCGACAAUGUAGUUAAUUAAUAAAUACGCACCGAGUUCUCUCCGUUAGAUGUUAAAUCUUUGAAUCUAGAGAGGACUGAUUUAUAGCUGGAAGAGAAGGAAUCUUUACGGGUACAGAACUUGACGUUUUCUUCGUUGUUCGGCGAUUUAGCGCGAGUUCCUUUUUUUAUUUAGAAGAAAUUAGGCCCGAUUUUACAGAUGAAUAUAUAUUCCGGGUUUAAUACAAAUAAUUUAUAUUUUUAUGCGAAAUUUCCAAUGAUAAUUAUUGUUAUUACUAUAUUAUUAUUAUAUUAUUACUUUUACGAUUGUCAUUAUAUCAGGAUCUGUAGGUCUUGUGGAUCCGCGCUCGUGGAUUUAUCUAUAUGGAAAUAAAGAUAAAAUAAAGCGUUA